This is a messenger RNA of Pyrgilauda ruficollis (rufous-necked snowfinch), 837 nucleotides long. Its product is annotated as collagen alpha-1(I) chain-like. The coding region runs from base 1 to 837 and encodes 278 amino acids. The record is from RefSeq and is a predicted model, not a curated record. NCBI's taxonomy places the organism in Eukaryota, Metazoa, Chordata, Aves, Passeriformes, Passeridae. The transcript is spliced from 2 exons.
AUGGCGGCGGCGGCGGCGGCGGCGCGGGGCAGGCCGGGACGGCACCGGACCACAGCUCCCGACGCACCCCGCGCGCCACCCGGCGGAGGAAAAGCACGCUGCGCCGCAUGGCCUUAUGGGAAUUGUAGUCCCCGCCGCCCGCCGAGUGCCGUGGUGCUGGGCGGGGGGGCCCGCUCCGCCCCCGCACCGAAGGGCAGCCGCACCCCCGGCCCGUGCCCACCCCUGCCCGCUCCGGGGGUCCCCGACACAGCAUCGCCCACCCAGCCCCAGCUCAGCCCCUUCGGCAGCCUGGGGACACACGGAGGGGACACACGGAGGGGACACACGGCCUCGCAGCGGGAGCUGGAGCUCGGAAGCCCCCGGGAAGGGCCAGACACGCGGGAGGGUGAUGAGGUCCCACCGGGUCCCCAAAGGCCGCAGGGCCGAUGCCGCAGAGGAGGGGAGCGGGACCCCUGUCCCGGCGGCUCUCGCUCCUCAGGAGCUCGGCGCGGCCCCCCCGGCCCCUCGGUGUCCCCCCCCCCGCCCCCCCCGUGCGGACAGCCCGGUGACGGAGCCGCUCUCGGGAUGACUCACGAGCGUCACCCGUCGCGCUCCGGCGACACCCACGCCACGAGCGGUGGGGCGGCCACCUGCCCCCCGUCCCUGCCGGGAGCCCCCAACGCGGCUCCCCCCGAGCUGCCGCGGCCAGGGGGUCUCCCCCGGCGGCGGGGCUGGGGCUGCCUUUGGCCCCCGGCGACGGCAGCGCGGUGUCACCCCGGAUCUGGGGCAGGGAUUUCACCCCCCCGGCCAGCUCUGGCCACCGGCACUCGCCACCGUUUGGGAGGGUUCCGGUCCUAG